This is a messenger RNA of Manihot esculenta (cassava), 3139 nucleotides long. RefSeq names its product nuclear poly(A) polymerase 4. Bases 399 to 2558 code for a protein of 719 amino acids. The transcript is spliced from 12 exons. The record is from RefSeq and is a predicted model, not a curated record. Lineage: Eukaryota; Viridiplantae; Streptophyta; Magnoliopsida; Malpighiales; Euphorbiaceae. Gene Ontology annotation, cellular component: nucleus. Gene Ontology annotation, molecular function: RNA binding; poly(A) RNA polymerase activity.
AUUAAAAUAUCCGCGUAAAAAUCAACUCCUCUCUCUCUCCAAACCCUCUCUCAGUCUAUCUGAACUCACCGACCAAUUGGACCCUUCUCCUCCUCCUUCAGGUCUCUCUCUUCCUAAUCAGUUUUGUGUUUGGAUUUGUUUUGUUUGCGGGUUUUAUUUCUCUGGGUAUUCUUUUUUAAACUCUUGUAUGGUUUGCAAUUUUGUAUUUUGUUGAUUUUCCUUGUGCCUUCUUCUUCGUGUCAUUUAAUUGCAAUUUGGGGUUUCGGAUUUGGGAUUUUUGGUUGAGUUCUAGGCUUUAUAGUUUGAUUUCAUCUUGGAGUUAUCGAAUCCUUUACAUAAAUUUGUCUUUUUCGAUUGAUUUAGGGUUUUUAGUUGUUUUCAUCUUUUUGGGUGCCGAGAUGGUGAGUUCGGAGGGAUUGAGUUCUUCCCCGUCGCCGAAGCAGUAUGGUGUUACGAAACCGAUAUCGAUGUCGGGGCCAACUGAAGCUGAUGUACAUAGAAGCCGCGAAUUGGAGAAGUUCUUGAGUGAUUCUGGGCUUUAUGAGAGCCAAGAGGAAGCUGCAAAGAGGGAGAGUGUUCUGGGUCGAAUUGGGCAGAUUGUAAAAGAUUGGGUGAAGCAGCUUACUCGCUUGAGGGGGUACACAGAUCAAAUGGUGGAGGAUGCUAACGCUGUCAUUUUCACUUUUGGCUCUUACCGUCUCGGGGUACAUGGUCCUGGUGCUGACAUUGACACAUUAUGUGUUGGGCCAUCUUAUGUCAAUAGAGAGGAGGACUUCUUCUUUGUAUUGCAUAACAUUUUGUUGGAAAUGGAAGAAGUUACGGAGCUGCAACCAGUUCCUGAUGCUCAUGUCCCCGUGAUGAAAUUCAAGUUUGAUGGAAUAUCAGUUGAUCUUCUUUAUGCCAGUAUUUCUCUGUUGGUUUUACCAGAUGACCUGGACAUCUCGGAUGUUUCUGUUCUCUAUGAUGUUGAUGAGCCUACUGUUCGAAGUCUCAAUGGCUGCAGGGUUGCUGAUCAAAUUCUUAAGCUUGUUCCUAAUGUUGAGCAUUUUCGCACAACACUACGGUGUUUGAAGUUUUGGGCUAAAAGACGAGGCGUUUAUUCCAAUGUGACUGGGUUUCUUGGUGGUGUAAACUGGGCUCUCCUUGUUGCUCGAGUGUGCCAACUUUAUCCUAAUGCAAUUCCCAGUAUGCUUGUGUCUAGAUUUUUCAGGGUAUUUACACAAUGGCGCUGGCCAAACCCUGUCAUGCUGUGCCCAAUUGAAGAGGAUGAACUUGGAUUUUCUGUUUGGGAUCCUCGUAUAAAUCCACGUGACCGAACUCAUCUUAUGCCAAUAAUAACACCUGCCUAUCCAUGCAUGAAUUCUAGCUACAAUGUAUCAACAAGUACACUACGGGUCAUGAUGGAGCAAUUCCAGUAUGGUAACAAGAUCUGUGAGGAUAUUGAGCUGAAUAAAGCCCAAUGGAGUACUCUGUUUGAGCCAUACUUGUUCUUUGAAAGCUACAAAAACUAUCUACAAGUUGAUAUAGUUGCAGCUGAUGUUGAUGACUUGCGAUCUUGGAAAGGCUGGGUCGAAUCCCGGUUAAGGCAAUUGACUCUUAUGAUUGAGCGAGACACAUUUGGGAAGUUGCAGUGUCAUCCAUAUGCUCAUGAGUAUGUGGACACCUCCAAGCCGUGUGCCCAUUGUGCUUUUUUUAUGGGCUUGCAGAGGAAACAAGGGGAGGUAAUUCAGGAAGGGCAGCAGUUUGAUAUCCGAGGGACUGUAGAUGAAUUUAGGCAUUCCAUAAACAUGUAUAUGUUUUGGAAACCGGGAAUGGAAAUUUAUGUCUAUCAUGUUCGUAGGAAGCAGAUCCCUUCGUAUGUUUUUCCAGAUGGUUAUAGGCGUCCUCGGCAUCCUAGGGUCACAGCACAUCAACAGUCUGAUAAGCCAUGCUGUGAAGAUGGUGGUGUGUGUCACAUUGGCUCUGGAGAGAGAUGCCUUAAGAGGAAAAAGGAUCCGGAUGAAGUGGAUUUGAAAAAUGAUAGGUUAGAGAAACGAUGUUCUAUUAGUCCUCAGAGGCGGGAUUCAAUUUCUCCUGAUAUUAUCAGUCACAAGUUUGGUGGCACAUCUCCUGCAUGCUUGGCCUUUACUGAAGGAAAUGAAAUGUGUGAAGUUGAUAAAAAGAGAUUUUGCUCUGACAAUGUUGAGGGGGGAUGUACAUCAAAUUCCAGUGCGAUCACCUCCCUUUCAAGCGAGGUUGGCUCGUGUGAGGAUAAUGGAAAUGAAUCAGUAGCAGGCAGCAGUGAGGGAAACAAUGGAAGCGCUGAUGGGAGUGUUGAAGGAAGUAAUAACCUGGGGUAUUCUCAAAGUGAUUCUGGUGAUGCAUAUUCAUCUCCAGAUUCAGUAUGUCAUUUGGAAAAUGUGUGCACAGAUGGCAGUGAACUAUUUCAAGAUAGAUUGCAGGAAGAGCUUGAGCCAAGUGCUGCUGUUGGGAUGUUGCUAAAAACGGUGGGCCGAGGUGAUGAGGCAGCUUUGCAGAAAACAGUCUUAAGCAGGUUAAGCUUAACAUCAACGUCAUGAGAUAUCAGAAAUCAGAUGAAAAAGGUAGUUCUUUCCGUCCAUGUUGGCGGCCUAUGAGAUGGGAAGCCAGCAGUUUGUGGUAAGUGUUGUAUUACUUGCUGGCUUUCAUUACUUGUGUUUUCCAGGCAUGCUUGUUAGUAUAUUGCGGAACGGAGAUCAACUGUGGAGGGACAAUCAGAAGAGAUCUGCUGGUUGUAGCUUUGUCGUUGUUUAAUGCACAAUGUUACUUCUGCCAAGUACUGUGUUCUGCAUGAGCAGCGACGGUAGCUAGCGCAUCAAAGUGUUGAGCUUGGAUGAUGAUUGGGGGGAGUGGUGUGAACUUCUGUUUUUUUUUUUUUUUUUUUUAAAUUUUUUUUCUCCUUUUUGUUCCCUUCUCCCUUGCAUGUGAAAGCAUUCAAGCGUUUGAGGGGUUGCGUGUAAAAGGGGGGUAGUGGGUCUGAGAGUUAAGAGGUGUUGGGAUAUUAUCUAUCCAGUCGUGCUGCUCGUAGAGGUUCUUAACAUGAUUUAGCUUACCUCUCUGCUACCUUUUGCACUUUUGCCCACCAUGUAAUAUAAAAAAAUUGAAACUCUUUCGGUCUGUA